UUUAAAAGCGCUCGGAGCUGGUUCCCACACUGGCAGAGAGUUGACUCAGAGUCACCGCACAGCUUGUUGUUCAGGAUAUCGCAUCUUAGGCUGCAAAAAUGGUCGAUCAGUUUGUUGGGACAUGGAAGAUGAUUUCCAGCGACAAUUUUGAUGACUACAUGAAAGCAAUUGGAGUGGGAUUUGCAACCCGGCAGGUGGGGAACCGGACCAAGCCCAAUUUAGUAGUGAGCGUGGACGGCGAUGGGUCCGUAUGCCUGAAGUCUCAGAGCACCUUCAAAACUACUGAAAUCAAGUUCAAGCUCAACGAGCCCUUUGAGGAGACAACCGCAGACGAUAGGAAGACGAGGACCGUGGUGUCUCUGGAGAACGGCAAACUUGUGCAGAAACAGAGCUGGGAUGGCAAGGAAACAAAUAUCGAGAGGGAGAUCACAGAUGGGAAACUGGUAGCUAAAUGCAUAAUGGGAGACGUGGUCGCCGUGAGGACGUACGUAAAGGAGGCGUGAUGGCGUUUAUUCUUUAGAUGCAUUGCUGGACGACAGGCUCAGUUCAAUGAGCGUUAAUACCAAACUGAUGAAGUAAUAGGCGUGUUCUUUAUUCUUUAUCCUCACUGUGUUGCCUCGAGAAAAAAAAAAAAAAAAAACUCUAAUUUCUGUGCCUCUGUUCUCCAACAUUUGGUUCCAUUUGGAUUUGUUUUGGUGAUUUGAAUAAAAAUGAAGUUGUCAAAAUGA
Mugil cephalus (flathead mullet) is the source of this 728-nucleotide messenger RNA. It is a transcript of the gene fabp4a, whose product is annotated as fatty acid binding protein 4a. The record is from RefSeq and is a predicted model, not a curated record. Bases 99 to 503 code for a protein of 134 amino acids. NCBI's taxonomy places the organism in Eukaryota, Metazoa, Chordata, Actinopteri, Mugiliformes, Mugilidae. Gene Ontology annotation, molecular function: fatty acid binding. Gene Ontology annotation, biological process: fatty acid transport. Gene Ontology annotation, cellular component: nucleus; cytosol. The transcript has 4 exons.